Xiphophorus hellerii (green swordtail) is the source of this 3567-nucleotide messenger RNA. It is a transcript of the gene tomm40l, whose product is annotated as translocase of outer mitochondrial membrane 40 homolog, like. Gene Ontology annotation, biological process: protein import into mitochondrial matrix. Gene Ontology annotation, molecular function: transmembrane protein transporter activity. NCBI's taxonomy places the organism in Eukaryota, Metazoa, Chordata, Actinopteri, Cyprinodontiformes, Poeciliidae. Gene Ontology annotation, cellular component: mitochondrial outer membrane. Bases 1697 to 2743 code for a protein of 348 amino acids. The transcript is spliced from 9 exons. The record is from RefSeq and is a predicted model, not a curated record.
GUCGGUGUGUGUGUGUAUGUGUGUGUCUGUCUGCGUGUGUGUGUGUGUCUGUCGUCGUGCGUGUGUGUGUAUGUGUGGAGCGGAUGGGAAUUGCCACAUGUAGUUUCCGCUAAGCCGGGAACAAAAUCAGAACGACGAUAAAAACGUGAAGCUGCGUGUUGGUGAUUCUGUUUGUGUUUUAUCGGAUGUCUGAUCAGACGCGUUGUCGUCGGGGAUGUGAUCUCUGUCGAGUUUUCCGAUCCGCCACCUCCUCCAGAGAAACAGUUUCUUUCUGACAAGACAUCUUCCUUUUUUGUUUUUUUUUCCUGAUCACAUCCCUGCCGAUCAUUCAAUCAUUAUCUCCUCUGGGUUCCAGGUCUAGGAUCCAAACUCUCUGCUUUAUUCCGAUUUGACAUAAUUUCCAGAAGCUAAGCUAAAUAUUCCUGCUCUGGACCAUAAAGCGAACUUUUUCCACCCCUGGAGCUUUAAAAAGAUCCGAUUGUUGGGAACCAGAGGAGGUCGUGAUGAACGUUUCGUCUGUCUACUCGUUUUGUGUUUUUGUGUCGGAGCGCCAAUGGGGGGUGGUGGGGGUUUGGGGGGGGGGAUCUGGAAUAAAACUAAAUCCAGAACUGGAACUGGAUCCGGGUUCAUGCGAAUUCCUAAAGGAGGAAAAUGAACCAAACUAAAACUUUUGAUUCCAUGAUGUGGAUUUCUCUAAAGCAAAGUUAAAUUGGAUUUCCAGACUGCUGGAGGCUUCAUGAUUUUAAAAACCUUCUUUCGGCUCCAACGGCCUCCAGCUUUUCCUUCAAUUUGGACUUUUUCCUCAGGAAGUCGGUUUGUUUUCCUCCUCCAAAAAAAAAUUUAUAAGUUUGAUCGGAUAAAGUAGAAAAAUGUAAUUUUGUUCAUUUUGACUUGACCAAUCUGCCCUCUACUGGUGUAACAUGGAAGAACAUGCAGAGACUUAAAAAUUCAAUAAAUUGGCCUGAACAUUACUUUGUCCUGUUUGGUUUUUAUUGCAAAGACUUUAAUAAACGGCUCCACGUUGAGAUUAUGAAUGAAAUUAAUUUAACUGUUUAUCUUGUUGCAUCUGUUGAAGGUUUUGAGAACUGGAACGGUUUGGUUCAUAAUCCUUGCAACCAUUUUGUCAAUCUGGGUCAUAUUGUCAUUUCUGAACAGUUUACUGUAACUUUCAUCCACACAAAGUUAACAUUUUAUUGUGUUACAUUCAUAUCCAGUUUUGUCAGUAACAUGAAAUGAGGCAGAACUCCGUCACCAGCAGACCCGAGUUUGACUCUUCGCAGGUUUUGCUGCCGCCAUUUCCCCCCUUUAAACUGUUUUUCUUUCUCCUACUUGACUCGUACCGCCGAAUCUCAGCCCGUCCAAUCAGAAAGCUCAGCUCCUACUGCGUCAAGGGGUCUUGGCUACGCUAAGCCAAUAGAAUUCGAGCAUGACGUGCUACACUCACUUUGAGCUCUCAGCAGCGCCGCCAUGUUGUGAGGGUCAGAAUUGUCUGUAACUGGUGAUUAAACGGAAGAAACGAGCUUUCCGGGGGUUUAUGACCAUCUGUAAACCACUCCGCGUUUCUUACUGACGGACGUAAAAUAACGGACAGCUGUUUGGACUAAUCAUAAUUGCUCUUGUGCGUCUCAUCGCUUUUUCUGGCGUUGUGGACUGGACGUUUGGCCGCAGCCUCUGGAAACCUCAAUCGUCUCCCAGGAUGGGCAGCGUUUUAGCCGCCAGCGCCGCACCGGCGCCGCCGUUGCCGCCGGGCUUCGGGUUGCCUCCGCUCCCUCCUCCUGCGACCGGAUCCGGACCGCAGCGGGAGGCAAAGAACGUUCUGCCCAACCCCGGAGCGUUUGAGCAGUGUCAUCAGAAAUGUAAAGGUAACGGAAGCGGCGCGUCUGAAGACGCUGCGCUGCGGCUGGAGGUAACCGGAAGCUUCUCCUCCUCAGAGGUUUUCCCGACGCAGGUGAACGGAGUCCGACUCGUCCUGAACAAGGCGCUGAGCAAACACUUCCAGGUGAAUCAUUCUCUGCAGCUCAGCUCCACAGAAGACUCUGGCUACAGGUUCGGAACGGUGUUUGUCGGAUCCGGUCAGGCCGGUCCUGCUGAGUUCUACCCAGUCCUGGUGGGCGACGUGGACAGCAGCGGCAGCCUGAACGCCCAGGUCAUCCAUCGGGUCACUGACAGGAUCCGGUCCAAAGUGGUCUUCCAGACCCACCAGCAGACGUUCGUGACCUGGAAGGCCGACGCCGAGUUCAGGGGCGAGGAUUUCACGGCGGCGGUAGCCUUCACCAACCCAGACGUCCUCGACGAUUCUGGGAUGGUCAUCACACACUACCUGCAGUCCGUAACUCCGGCUCUGGCUAUGGGAGGACAGCUGGUGUAUCGGCGUCGGCCCGGAGACGAGGCGUCCUUUCUGUCGCUAGUGGGCAGGUACACAGGAAGUAACUUUGUCGGCGCGCUGACCCUCGGCUGGGCCAGCGUUCAAGCGUCGUACUACCACAGAGCCAGCGACAAGCUGCAGCUCGGCGUGGAGCUGGAGACCGGCUCCUUUUUGGAGGACAGCAGCAUGACGUUCGGCUACCAGCUGGAUGUUCCCGAAGCUAACCUGCAGUUCAAAGGUGUGAUCAACAGCAACUGGGUCGUCGGAGCGACGCUGGAGAAGAAGCUCCUCCCACUUCCUCUCUCCCUGGUGCUCUGCUCCUUCCUGAACCACCAGAAGAACAAAUUCCACUGCGGCUUCGGCGUCGUGAUCGGCUAGCGCCUCCUCUGGCGCCCCCUGCCCGUCCGCCUGAUUACUGCAUCCAGCUGUUAGUGUUCAGGAUCAAAUUUAGCUUUAAGCAGAAGGUCAAGUUCAGCAGAGACUUCCUGUUCUGAGUCUUAGUCCUGGUUUUUGUUUUUAAUGGAAGCCUUCUCUUGUUAUUAAGUAAAUAUUAAUCCAUCUGGUUCACCCACAAAGCUGUAGGAUCAGCCGUUUGGAAAGUUACACUGUAAAAAAUUAGCAGCAAUAUUUUGGGUUAUUUAAUCAUAACAGGAAAAACUGUGUGUUCAUUUCCCAGAGUCAGAUUUUCUCCAUGUUAUUUAUACAUUAGAAAUGUUACAGUUCCAAACUAAAUAUGUAGUUAGGAAGCUAAAUAUCUGACUUGCAAACUGAAUAUUUAGUUUCAGAUUAUUCAGCUUCAAAUUAUUUAUUUUCCGUAUGAAAUAUUUAGCUUGGACCUAAAUAUUUAGUUCACAAAGUAAACUAAAUAGCUUAAGUAGCAGCUAUUUAAGCUAAUGGGCUAACUAAGUAUUUAGCUUGCUAGCCAAAUAUUUGGUUACCACACUAAAUAUUUAGUUUGUGAACUACAUUUUAAACAUGAACCUAAAUAUAUAGCUUGGUAGCCAAACCUACUUUAGCUAGCAAGCUAUAUAUUUAUAAUACCCUAAUUUCUAGCACGUUAUAUUUAGCUUCCCUAACUGAAUAUUUAACUUAUCUAAAUAUUUAGCUAGCAAGUUGAUAGUUUAGUUUGCAGGCUAAUGCUUCUGCUAACUCAUCUUCCUAACGGGUGUUGAUAAAUGAGCGGCUGAAUAAACCAAAACUUU